AUGGAGACACAACCCAUUUCUAGCUUCCAGUUUCCUCCUGGAGUCAGAUUCUAUCCUUCUGACGAAGAGCUCAUCGUUUAUUAUCUCCACAACAAAGUGAAUUCUCGUCCACUGCCAGCUGCUGUUGUAGGUGAAAUCGAGCUUUAUAGCUAUAAUCCUUGGGACUUGCCAAAGAAGGCAUUGUUUGGAGAGGAAGAAUGGUACUUCUUCAGCCCGAGGGACCGGAAGUACCCAAAUGGUGCACGGCCUAACAGGACGGCAGCUUCAGGAUAUUGGAAGGCUACCGGAACUGACAAACCUAUUCUCAGUUGCUCUGGAGCAAGAAUAGGAGUCAAGAAAGCUCUUGUCUUCUACAUCGGAAAACCUCCGAACGGAGUCAAGACGGACUGGAUCAUGAUCGAGUACCGACUUCCUGACACCCAUAAAAGGCCAUCAAGGUCUAAAGGGUCCAUGAGGUUGGAUGACUGGGUCCUAUGCCGGAUUAGACAAAAAGGCAACAUGUCAAAGAAUUCAUGGGAAGUUCCUCAUAGUCCCAUCAAGGUGACGGAGGACACCCCAAACCUCAAGGAACUCCACUCAGCAUACGCAGCAAAAAACGCCUUAGAUAUCUGCUCGAGCUAUUUCCUAUCAAAAGAUUGUCACCUGUUGGCAAAACUGCUUGCUACUCAAGAUUUGCCUCGUAUUGAGACAAAUACAAGAGCAACCUCUUGCAGCAGCAACAUUUCCCAGAACUGCAAGACAGUAUAUGAACAUGGAACAAUCAAGGAGAAUCAAGUGACAAAUUCUUUCUUUCCAAGUUCUUUGAAUCAGCAGGGAAAACCUAUUGAAGAAAUUGGAUAUGGGAACAUCCCUCCAUCCGAGAAAGCCAUGACUAAUCUGAACAAGAAUGAGUUUUUCCUAGCUGGUAAUGUGAAUGGUGCAAGCUUCUAUAAUCAACAACAAUCUCAUGGAGAUAUGUUCAAGCUCAAUUUAUCUAGUGCUAUGAUGACUUUACAGGAGCUUGAUGUGUCUGCAUUUGCGGCAAAAUUGCUGCCGUAA
Molecule: messenger RNA, 1038 nt
Organism: Coffea eugenioides
Lineage: Eukaryota; Viridiplantae; Streptophyta; Magnoliopsida; Gentianales; Rubiaceae
Product: NAC domain-containing protein 2-like
Exons: 3
Coding region: 1-1038 (345 amino acids)
Biological process (GO): regulation of DNA-templated transcription
Molecular function (GO): DNA binding
Source: RefSeq, a predicted model, not a curated record